AUGUCCUUCCACAGUGAAGAUCGUUCAACAUGGACGACAUGCGGGCUCUUCCUUAUUUUCCAGGCCGGAUUCGCUGGAGAUAAUGAUCCGAGUGCAUUUCCCAGCGUUGUUGGUCGUGCUCGCCAUAAAGGUGUGAAGCUAAUGGCCGACAGGGAUGAAGCCGUUGGUUAUGAAGCCACGGCCCAGCGUGGAGUUUUGACGCUGAAGCAUCCUAUCGAGCAUGGUGUUGUGACGAACUGGGAUGACAUGGAACAUAUUUGGCGCUACGCCAUCUACAAUGAGCUUCAUGUCUCUCCAGAGGAGCAUCCGGUGCUUUUGACUGAGGUUCCGCUGAAUCCCAAGGCGAAUCGCGAGAAGAUGGCGCAAAUUAUGUUUGAGACAUUCAACGUGCCGGCGACAUAUGUCGCCAUUCAGGCCGUGCUCUCCUUAUAUGCCAGCGGUCAUACCACUGGUAUUGUUCUGGAAUCCGGUGAUGGUGUGACCCACGCUGUCCCCAUCCACGAGGGUUACGCUCUGCCAGAUGCGAUUCUCCGUUCGGAUCUUGCCGGUCGUGAUUUGACUGAUUACCUGGUUGUGCUCUUCAGUAAGAGGGGUUACUCUUUCACCACAUCCGUCCAGCGGGAAACAGUGAGGGACAUCAAGGAGAGGCUCGCUUACGUUGCCAUUGAUUUCGAGCAGGAGAUGGCGACUGUAGAGAGCUCGUCUACUCUGGAGCAGAGUUAUGAGCUUCCUGAUGGCCAGGUGAUUACGGUUGGUUCUGAGCGGUUUAGGUGCCCAGAAGCGCUCUUCAACCCGUCGCUGGGUGGCAAGGAAGUCCCGGGUAUCCAUGAGUUGUGCAACGACAGCAUCAUGAAGUGUGAGGAAGGUAUCAGGCGGGAUUUGUACAGCAACAUUGUUCUCGGCGGCGGUACCACUUUAUUCCCUGGAAUCGCUGAGCGUGUGACCAAGGAAGUGACUCAGCUGGCUCCAGCCAACUACGUUAAGGUGGUUGCUCCACCUGAGCGGAGGUACAGUGCAUGGAUUGGUGGAUCCAUGUAUGCGGCUCUGAGCACAUUCCAGCAGGUAUGCGUUUUCUGCAUUUUCUAUUGCUAUGCCUUCCUUGGUUCUAUGCGCUGA
Messenger RNA from Closterium sp. Yama58-4, 1116 nucleotides. NCBI's taxonomy places the organism in Eukaryota, Viridiplantae, Streptophyta, Zygnematophyceae, Desmidiales, Closteriaceae. The record is from the annotation of a GenBank genome assembly.